Dujonia railenensis is the source of this 1389-nucleotide messenger RNA. The record is from the annotation of a GenBank genome assembly. NCBI's taxonomy places the organism in Eukaryota, Fungi, Ascomycota, Pichiomycetes, Serinales, Debaryomycetaceae.
AUGGUUUCAGUCUCUAAAUUGAUCAACAAUGGUUUGAUCUUAGCAAGUCAGCAGGUUUUCUCUCCAGUUGCGUCUCCGGAACAAGCAGCAGUCGAACAAUAUAAUAUUCUUCAUUUCUUAGGUGGAGCUGCUCCAUACAUUCAACAUCCAGGAUACGGAAUAUCAACCGAUAUCCCAUCUGAAUGUACCAUUGAGCAAGUACAGUUGUGGUCUAGACAUGGUGAGCGUUUUCCUUCAACUAGCAGUGGUAAGAAGUAUGAAGCACUCAUCAAAAAGCUCAAGACUUAUAAUGGAACCUUCACUGGGGACUUGGCGUUCUUAAAUGAUUACUCUUAUUUUGUUGAAGAUACAUUCUGGUAUGAAAAGGAAACUACUCCAGCAAAUUCUGAAGGUUACUUCUCCGGAUCCUCAAAUGCUCAAAGACACGGAGCUGCAUUUAGAGCUAAGUAUAACGCCUUAUUUGAUGGAAGUAAGCCAUUGCCAGUCUUUUCAUCAAACUCUCGUAGAUGCUUUCAAACUUCGAAUUACUUCGCCAGAGGAUUCUUAGGUGAUAACUAUACCGAAAAUGCUGUGGACUACGUCGUAAUCUCCGAAGCUGCUGACCAAGGUACUAAUUCGUUAACUCCAAGGUACGCUUGUAAUGCAUACGAUGAUGAAAUUAAUGAAGAUUUGUAUUCCAACUAUUCUACUCAAUACUUGGAAGAUGCAAAGAAAAGAUUUCAGAAAUCAAACCCAGGUUUAAACAUUUCAGCUGAUGAUGUUCAAACUAUGUUCGAUUACAUUCCAUUUGAAAUCAAUGUUAAAGGUUAUUCGCCAUUCGCUAACAUAUUCACCAACGAAGAAUUCCUUCAUUACUCUUACUAUAAUGAUUUAGAUAAGUACUACUCCAAUGGCCCAGGUCACAAUUUGACCAAAGUGAUUGGAUCUACUAUCCUCAAUGCAUCUUUAACUUUACUACAGGAUACUGAGGCAGACAAUAAGAUUUGGUUAUCAUUCUCCCAUGAUACCGAUUGGGAAAUUGUGAAUGCUGCCCUUGGGUUAAUGGAUCCUGAGCACCCAUUGAGCCCAGAUGCUGUCCCAUUUCCUAACCCAUAUGUCCAUUCAAGAUUACUCCCACAAGGGGCAAGAUUUUAUACCGAAAAGUACUCUUGUGGAAACGACUCGUACGUCAGAUAUAUUCUCAACGAUGCUGUGAUCCCAUUAAAGGGUUGCUCGGGUGGUCCGGGCUUCUCGUGCAAGAUGGAUGAUUUCGAAGAAUACAUCGCAAACAGAUUAGAAGGUGUCAACUGGGUAGAACAAUGUGAGGUAUAUAGCAAUGUUUCUCAAUCCAUUUCAUUCUACUGGGACUACACUACUACCAAGUACAAUGCUACCUUAAUUAACAAAUAG